UUUCAGAUAUUCUACUUUAGCGUAUGUCACGUAUAUGAUAUGUUGCCUUGUGCCAUUUUCUGUAGUUUGUAUGUAAUUAAGACGAUUGGCUCUGAAAGUGGAUCUCGACAUUAGCAUUGCGCAAACUCAAAAUUGACAAGACAUGUGUUUAUAAUAUUAUUAGAAAAUCGCCAAAAAGCUUUGGAGAAAUUGAUUCUUUUUGACUCAUAUUGUUUUGAGGAAAAGCAAAUAAAAAUGAGCGAUGACGAUAGAGAUAUCGAUAUUGAGAGUGAUGAAGGAGAUGAUUCUGAUUCCAGGCAAAGACAUUCCAAUAAUACACAAUAUUAUUCACAGGCUGAGAAGCGUGCACAUCACAAUGCUUUAGAAAGAAAGCGUCGGGAUCAUAUAAAGGAUAGUUUUUCAAGUCUUCGAGAUUCAGUACCAGCUCUACAAGGUGAAAAAGUUGCAAGUAGAGCACAAAUCUUAAAGAAAGCUGCUGAAUACAUUCAGUUUAUGCGUCGGAAGAAUUCAUCCCAUCAAACUGACAUAGAUGACUUGAAACGACAAAAUAAUCUUCUCGAAUCGCAAAUACGCACACUGGAGAAGGCAAAAAUAACAGGGAAUUUCGCUGCUGAAUCAUGCGAAGUUUCAAAAUCAGAUUCCGUUGGAAUUGGAGGUUAUAAUGAUUCAGAAUCCGAAUCUUCAGAUAGUGAAAUUGGAAGAGCGGUUCGGCAUCCAAAGAAACUAAAAGUUGCUGGUGUACAUCAUUGAUUAAUUAUGGAACAUUUCACAUUAUUAUUAAACGUUUAACUUUAUAAAAUAAGGUAAUACAUUCAACUCUUAUUAUUGUAAGAGAUUAUUAUAUAUAAAUUACAUAAUUAUAAGAUUAUAAAAUUUAUUGACUAUAAACAUUGUAUGGUAGAAACUUAUUUAAAAAUAAAUGAGAUAUUAGUGCUGUUGUAACUUUUAUGAAAUUACUCUUAUUUAAUUGUCAUAAAAUGAAAUUUGUAAUUGCCUAGAAAUAAUUAUAUAAUUAAUUUAUAUUAA
Leptopilina heterotoma is the source of this 1026-nucleotide messenger RNA. RefSeq names its product protein max (gene Max). Bases 235 to 750 code for a protein of 171 amino acids. The transcript is spliced from 5 exons. Lineage: Eukaryota; Metazoa; Arthropoda; Insecta; Hymenoptera; Figitidae. The record is from RefSeq and is a predicted model, not a curated record. Gene Ontology annotation, molecular function: protein dimerization activity; DNA-binding transcription factor activity. Gene Ontology annotation, biological process: positive regulation of transcription by RNA polymerase II. Gene Ontology annotation, cellular component: RNA polymerase II transcription regulator complex.